Molecule: messenger RNA, 1023 nt
Organism: Oldenlandia corymbosa var. corymbosa
Lineage: Eukaryota; Viridiplantae; Streptophyta; Magnoliopsida; Gentianales; Rubiaceae
Source: the annotation of a GenBank genome assembly
AUGGAGAAAAGGCUGAAUGAUGCAGCAAUCCGAGGUGAUAUUGUGGCUCUAUCACAAUUAGUGGAAGAGGAUCUUCACAUUUUUGAUAGAAUUUAUUUGAAUUGUGAUGAUAAGAAUGUUCUUCACAUUAGUGCAAUGUUGGGUCAUGAAGAAUUUGUGCGAGCUAUUCUCCAAAUGAAUUCAUCUUCUCAUUAUCAGAUGUGUUUGGUUCGGGAUCGAAAUGGAAGAAAUCCUUUACAUCUUGCCGCUAUCCAUGGCAAGUUGAACAUAUUGAAUUUGGUAAAUGAUCAUGAUGGGUUGAUGCAAGCAGCUCAAGAAAAAGCAGACGAAGGAGGGACUAUUUUACAUUUGUGUGUUAAAUAUAACCAGUUGGAGGCCUUGAAAUUCUUGUUGCGAGUUUUCGCCGAUUCUGAGUUUGGGAGACGAGAAAUCAUUUUGCACUUGAUAAACAACACGUCCCAGAUUGUAAACAUUAAGAACGUAAAUAGAAAAACUGCAUUGGACAUUUACCGCGAGAAACAAUUUGAAAUACCACCAGUACAAUUCCAGCAGAUUGUAGAUUCUAUUUUGAAAGUUGGAGGAAAAUCUGGUUAUGUUGGUUCGAAUGGAGAAACUGAACAUGUUGAUGAUAUUGAUGAUGAGGAUGAAUUCGUAACAUUGAAAUUGGUUGAAAAAGGUAAAGACGUAAUAAUGGUUGUGGCCUCAAUUAUCGCAACAAUGGCUUCUCAAGCAAUGGUAAAUCUUCCUAGAGGUGUUAAUUGCCAGGAUGAUUUGUCAUCAGAAGUUCCUUACAUAAUAAACAAGGCAGGAAAAUGUGUGAAGAAACAAACCGAUCCAGAAAACUUCAAGAAUACCGGAAUCAACAAGUUGGCAUCUGGUAGUACCAAGCCUGUUGACCGUAAUCGAACUCGUGGCUCUUGGAAUUCCGGCAAUCUGGAUCCUCCGGAACGUUGUCCGGUUAGGAAAUUUUGCUUUUCUUUCGUCGGACGUGAACUACACAAAGCUGUUUUUGUGGGCAACUAA